AGAUGGCGCGUACUUUCAUUUGCGAGUUGGUCUUCUUUGGUUGCGUACUAGCGCAACUAGAUCAGAAAAAUCGAAACAAACUGUACGUGUAACCCGGUGCGCGUGUUACAACGUAUUACAACGUGUUACGACGAUCUCCUGCGUUAAUUUUCAUCGCGCUUGUGAAGUGAUUGAUUAGUGAGCACGAGAGAAUGCGCCACGUCUCGCUUAUUUUCUGACAGACAGUUUUCCAGGUUAUCGAAGAUUAGAAGAGUAUUUCGGAAAUCACAUAAGAAAUAGCAUUGAAAACAAAUUCACCAUGGGACGUACAGUGACUGUCGCUGUUUGCACGUUAAAUCAGUGGGCGAUGGACUUUGACGGAAAUAGUAGGAGGAUCCUGCAGAGUAUACAAGAGGCAAAAGAUGCUGGCGCCACUUAUAGAAGCGGUCCAGAGCUCGAAAUUUGCGGUUACAGCUGCGAAGAUCACUUUUACGAAUCCGACACGUUGCUUCAUAGCUGGGAGGUUUUAGCAAACCUUCUAAAGUCCAGUAUUUGCGAGGAUAUAUUGAUAGACGUAGGCAUGCCGGUGAUGCACAAGAAUGUGACGUAUAAUUGCAGAGUGGCUUUCUUCAAUAAGCGAAUUUUACUGAUUAGACCGAAAAUGCAACUCUGCGAGGACGGCAAUUAUAGAGAAAGCAGAUGGUUUUCUCCUUGGAGGAAGGAACGUACGGUCGAGGAUUAUUGGCUGCCGCGAAUGAUAUCGCGGAUCACUGAUCAAGUAAAGGUACCAUUCGGGGAUGCAGUUAUCGCGACCAGGGACACGUGCAUCGGCUUCGAAAUAUGCGAGGAACUUUGGCAUCCAGCCAGCAAUCACAUUCCGAUGUCACUGGACGGCGUGGAAAUUAUUGUGAAUGGAAGCGGUUCGUACUUCGAACUGCGUAAAGCCUACGUCACCGUAGACCUCGUUAAAUCGGCUACUUCCAAGGCUGGCGGCUGCUACAUGUUCAGUAAUUUACGUGGAUGUGAUGGCGGCAGAAUAUAUUUCAAUGGCGGUUCCAGCAUCACCUUCAAUGGCAAUAUAUUGAAUCGCGGAAGACAAUUUGCUCUUGAAGACGUCGAAGUGACCGUCGCUACAUUCGAUCUUGAGGAUAUAAGGACAUAUCGAAACAACAUCAGAUCGCGAUCACAUACGGCAGCCGCAUCGCAAAGUUAUCCGCGCGUGGCAGUCGACUUUGAGCUCACGUCGCAGAAUCUUAUAUCGAAUCCACCGGAUCGACCGAUUGAUGGAAUCCAAGAUGUGUAUGGUGAUGAUGACUCACAGUCGAGUAUCAAGUAUCAUUCUCCGGAAGAGGAGAUUGCGAUGGCACCCGCUUGCUGGCUAUGGGAUUAUCUCAGACGAUCUUGUCAAGGGGGAUUUUUCUUACCAUUGAGCGGGGGAGUCGAUUCAUCAUCCUCGGCAUGCAUCGUAUAUUCGAUGUGCGAAAUGAUUGUCGAGUCGAUCGAUAAAGGAGAUACGCAGGUUUUAGCGGAUAUUAGAAAAAUUGUAGGCGAUUGCGAAUAUGUACCAAUUGAUCCGAAACAAUUGUGCAACACUCUCCUGGUUACGUGUUACAUGGGAACGGAAAAUUCAUCGGCAGAUACCAAGGCCAGAGCGGCCGAGUUGGCCAGUCAGAUAGGAUCCUAUCAUCACAGUAUAGUCAUAGAUACCGCGAUAUCCGCGAUUUUAGGAAUUUUCCAACAGGUUACCAAAAUGACGCCGAAAUUCAAAGUGCAGGGUGGAUCGCCUAGAGAGAACUUGGCCUUACAAAAUGUGCAGGCCCGAUUACGAAUGGUGAUCGCUUACUUAUUCGCUCAAUUAAUGUUGUGGGUCAGAGGCCGUCCGGGUGGUCUCUUGGUAUUAGGAAGCGGUAACGUGGACGAGGCCUUACGCGGUUAUCUCACCAAGUACGAUUGCAGUAGCGCUGAUAUUAAUCCUAUCGGUGGCAUCGCGAAAGACGAUCUCAAAAAAUUCCUCCAUUACUUUAGAGAGAAAUACGGAAUAUCUGCUUUAGACGGUAUUGUGAAGGCACCACCCACGGCGGAAUUGGAACCGCUGCAAGCAGGACAACUCGCACAAUUGGACGAAGUAGACAUGGGUAUGACGUACAAGGAACUGUCAAUCUUUGGACGACUGAGAAAACAGUAUUGUUCCGGGCCUUUUACAAUGUUUUGCAGACUUGUACACAUAUGGAAGCGUUGUUCUCCGAAAGAAAUUGCCGAUAAAGUGAAACACUUUUAUAGAUGUUACGCUAUAAAUCGUCACAAGAUGACAAUAUUAACUCCAUCCUGCCACGCGGAGACAUACAGUCCCGAUGAUAAUCGGUUUGAUCAUCGUCCCUUCCUCUAUAAUCACUCGUGGAAGUGGCAGUUUGCGGCGAUUGACGAACAGGUCAAACAAUUCAGCGAAGAGAAACCGUCCAGAUCACGUAAAGCUGCUCCGGAAGUGCUUCCCAGAUUAAAAUUUUUUGGCGCCGAAAUCAAUGAGAUGCAUCCAGGAGUAGUAGUUUAACCGUAGCAGUAGCACUCUUUUAUCAUUUUGAUAUUGCAGCAUUGCAAUAAAUGGAUAAUCCGUAUUUCAAGCAGCAUGAUGGAUUGUAAUCAUUGAACGAGAUUAAUAUUUAAGAAAUUUUUAUGAACAACGAAAUACUGAUAAAAAUUAUUUU
This is a messenger RNA of Nylanderia fulva, 2681 nucleotides long. RefSeq names its product NAD synthetase (gene Nadsyn). Gene Ontology annotation, cellular component: cytoplasm. NCBI's taxonomy places the organism in Eukaryota, Metazoa, Arthropoda, Insecta, Hymenoptera, Formicidae. Gene Ontology annotation, biological process: NAD+ biosynthetic process. Gene Ontology annotation, molecular function: glutaminase activity; ATP binding; NAD+ synthase (glutamine-hydrolyzing) activity. The record is from RefSeq and is a predicted model, not a curated record.